Drosophila yakuba is the source of this 522-nucleotide messenger RNA. RefSeq names its product protein draper. The record is from RefSeq and is a predicted model, not a curated record. Bases 87 to 455 code for a protein of 122 amino acids. Lineage: Eukaryota; Metazoa; Arthropoda; Insecta; Diptera; Drosophilidae. The transcript is spliced from 2 exons.
AGACGACAAUUUAGUAGCACCGAGACACUGGCGAGCAUUGCGCUCGCAUUUUGAUACGACCUCGCUUUCUGCUGAAUCUUAGCGAAAUGCACUUGACAUCCACGCUGAUUGGGCUCCUUAUCUUCGGCCUGGGGAUCGAGCUGCCCACACCCACAGCCGCCCAGUUCUGGUCCGUGGAUCCUGUCGCGCAGUGGCGGAAAGAGGCUCUGGCCGAGAGGGGAUCCGGGAUCUGCUACAGGACUCUCACCGUGCACGCCGUCAAUCCGAACUCCAGAAGUCGUCAGCUCUCCCACUGCUGCGAUGGCUAUGUGAAUAAGGGAACCACCCAGAGCCUGAAGUGCGAGCCCAUUUGCUCGGAGGACUGCUCCAAUGGAUUGUGCCUUGCGCCCGAGGAGUGCGAGUGUGCUCCGGGAUUCUAUAGGCGCAACAAAAGGUGUAUUUUUGUCAUGGCAUAACAAAAAAAUCUCAUUUCAAAUGCAAUAUUCUCUGAUUUGAUAUUAAUAAUGGUAUAUUUUCUUAAAA